Messenger RNA from Indicator indicator, 708 nucleotides. It is a transcript of the gene COMMD3, whose product is annotated as COMM domain containing 3. The transcript is spliced from 8 exons. NCBI's taxonomy places the organism in Eukaryota, Metazoa, Chordata, Aves, Piciformes, Indicatoridae. Gene Ontology annotation, biological process: sodium ion transport. The record is from RefSeq and is a predicted model, not a curated record. The coding region runs from base 1 to 582 and encodes 193 amino acids.
AUGGAGCUGUCGCCUUACGUUCAGGGUGGGUGGCGGCUGUUGGCCGACCCCUGCCGCUUCACCCGCCGGCCUUACGCUGCUCUCCUCCGUGCCGCCUUCCGCAGCCUCCUCGAUCACUCCCAUGACGGGCUGGAUGAUCCAGACCUGAAAGAUAUUGACCCUACAGUAUUAAAACAUUGCCAUGCUGCAGCUGCAAUGUGUAUUCUGGAGGCAGGGAAGCAUAAAGCUGACAUAUCUGCUAUAAGCACGUGUCUCGAGGACUGUAAACUGGACAAAGAGAGAAUAGAACAAUUUUGCACCGAAUAUCAGAAAAACAAGGAUGCAUUGGAAAUCCUCUUGGGAAGCAUAGGCAGAGCUCCUCUCCACAUAACUGAUGUGUCCUGGCGCUUGGAGUAUCAAAUCAAGAACAAUCAACUUCAUAAAACUUACCAGCCUUCCUACUUGGUGACCUUAAACAUAGAGAACAGUGAUUCAGGAUCACACCCAGAUGUUAGUUUUAGUUGCACGAUGGAACAAUUACAGGAUUUAGUUGGAAAACUAAAAGAUGCUGCAAAAAGUCUAGAAAGAGCAACUCAGAUGUGAUGGAGGGGUGUCAGCCUGCCGAGCUGGAGUAGUCUCUUUCCUCAGAAUGUCUUCUAAAUGACAAAUGUCUUUCAUCUCAUGAUGAAAACUUGUGUUGUUUGGGGUGGUUUGGUUUUAGUUUGUUUU